Molecule: messenger RNA, 1353 nt
Organism: Zeugodacus cucurbitae (melon fly)
Lineage: Eukaryota; Metazoa; Arthropoda; Insecta; Diptera; Tephritidae
Product: glycoprotein-N-acetylgalactosamine 3-beta-galactosyltransferase 1
Exons: 4
Coding region: 269-1237 (322 amino acids)
Cellular component (GO): membrane
Molecular function (GO): N-acetylgalactosaminide beta-1,3-galactosyltransferase activity
Source: RefSeq, a predicted model, not a curated record
CAACAGAUACUCCAAAAACUUUAACUGACUCUCUUAAGAUGGCGAUUUGUAGAACUUCUGACAUACUCAUGCUUGCUUGACUUAAGAAUGCCUGAAAUGUGGAAGAUGUGCCGAAAAAUUAUCAAUGAGAACAUAAUCUUUCUCUGUACAACACCGUUAUCUAACUCCCAACAGUAUACCAAUUACUCGAUUUAUAGGUAUUCAGUAUUGAAGAUUGCAGAACAGAAUUAAGUCCAUUUAGUAGUAUUCUAAAGUAGUUCAUGCGAAGAUGUCAUUACCAAGAGAUAUUUUACAAAAAUAUUCAAAAUUUAUUUAUUUACCGUUAAUCUGCCUAAUCGCGUUAACAACAAUAUAUUUCGUACAAAGUGAACAAAAGCGCUUAUGCAAUGAAAUCCUAAAACUCAGAUCAGCUAAAGAAAUUUUCAAUGAAAAACCGUUAAUAUUUUGUCUAAUUGUGCUCGUUUAUCCAGCUGACCCGAGCAUAGCGCUGAAAGUCAAAAGAACCUGGUCCACGCACUGCAGUCGCGUGCUAUUCGUUAGCCAGCAUCAGCACGAAGUGCUUGAACCGUUGGUCAUACUCCAGCCGAAGACUACGCGGGAACAUAAAUGGCAGCGUUUACGUUUGGCGCUGCGCUAUCUCUAUGAGAACCACUUCGACGAAGCCGACUGGCUGCUCAUCGCCGACGAAACCAACUAUGUGGUUUUGGAAAAUUUGCGCAAAUUGUUAAAACCAUAUUCCCCCGAUGAGCCCAUUAACUUUGGCUGUAAAAUGAAGGAUACCGACAACCAGACAUAUAUGCGUGGCGGCAUAGUGCUCAGCCAUGAGGCUUUGCGACGUCUGGUCGUCGAGGGUUUCACCAACGCCAGCCUUUGUAGAGCAAAUGAUACCCCAUACGCCACUGAAGAAAUGGGCAAAUGUCUAAAAAAUUUAGGCGUUGUUGAUGGUGACAGUCGUGAUGCCAUGGGACGUCAGCGUUUUAUACCUUUCCCUCCGGAAGAUUAUCUAGCCAACUUGUCACCGGAAGUGGAGGAAUGGUUUGCAAAACGAUCAUUCUAUGAAAUCAAUGCCACCACGAGACAAUUGUCACCCGAAGUUAUUUCGUUUUCGGAUGUUUCUCCAAGCACAAUGGUGACUCUGCAUUAUUAUAUUUACAAGUUGAGAAUAUUUGGCAGAAAGGUGCUCCCUCAAGCUCAAAAUGUUACGAAUCAUUUGGAAAACGACACAUUGCUUUCUUAAUUUAAUUGAUAGAGAAUUUUUUAAUUUAAUUUAUUUUACUUUACACCAUUUCUGGAAAAAAUUGUAGAAUCUAGAUGUAUUUUAUAUAUAAGAAAUUAGAAAUAUAAUAUUCGAAG